Molecule: messenger RNA, 3901 nt
Organism: Protobothrops mucrosquamatus (brown spotted pit viper)
Lineage: Eukaryota; Metazoa; Chordata; Lepidosauria; Squamata; Viperidae
Gene: NFKBIZ
Product: NFKB inhibitor zeta
Exons: 12
Coding region: 85-2205 (706 amino acids)
Biological process (GO): regulation of gene expression
Cellular component (GO): nucleus
Molecular function (GO): POU domain binding; DNA binding
Source: RefSeq, a predicted model, not a curated record
CUCGGUCUGAGGAGGCCAAGGCGUUGGCUUUGGGUUCAGCCGUUGGCGUCAGUUUCUGUCUCCUUCUCCCGCGCGACCCCGGCCAUGAUUGUGGAUAACACCCGGGACGUGCGGUUAGAUGACGACUCCGGCUCCUUGAGCAGCCCGUUCAAUUUGGCUUUUUUUUACGGAGCCUCCCCUCGCUCCAGCGAGGGCAGCUGCUCCCCCACUCCCUCCGCUCCGGGAUCCCCCAGCUCUGACUCGGAGUCCUCGGCCAAUGGCGCCACCGGCAGCAACUAUUUGAGGAAGAGGCGCUAUUCCCGGAAUGCCGCGCGCCCGACUGGAGAAGCUGAGCAACAUAUGGGGGGAGGAAAGCAACAAAGAGGACCUUUCCAAGGUGUUCGGGUAAAAAAUUCUGUGAAAGAAUUGUUGUUGCAUCUUAGAAAUAGCAAGCAGAUGUCCACAGAUCAUGGAACUGAGGAAUUAAAGGCACAAGGAACAUUCAUGAAACAUGAUCCAUAUACAGCAGAACUAAAAAAUAUAUUGACUUAUAAUCGGAAAAGAAAAGCUUCGGACUGUCUUUCUGAUGGAGUAUAUUACAAACGAACAGUUACUUUGCAACCUCACCUCUUGACACCUCCACAGACACCAACUUCCAUGGAUAAUAAUAUGGAGGAUCCCCAUAAUAAUGAGCCUAAGCAAGACAGCAGCUGUGAUAUGCUGCAGAAUAUUAUCAAUAUUAAGAAUGAAUCCAGUCCAGUGUCUUUGAACACUGUACAAGUUAGCUGGCUUCACAGCAUGGUCAAUCCCAACUCUCCAGGGGAACACCAAUACCAAGAGAUGACUGGGGCACAAGCUUUUUCACCUGUUCAAAAGUACCAAGCUUUCCAAACAAACAGCUCUUCUCCAAUGCUGGACCUGUCCCAGAAUUAUCAGUUUUCUCCUACACAACAACAACAGGAUAUGUCCCAGCAUUGUAUUCCAUUGCUGGAAUACAGGCCUCACUCUGCAGGCAGCCAUUCUUCUGAAUAUCAACAAAAUAUUUUUGACAGCCAAGAAGUGCCAUAUUGUACCACAGAAAGUUUUGCUUCUCUUUUAAAUGACUCGGAAGGAUCAGACAACAUCCCUGCUCCAUUCCCUCAAGCAAUUCCUAGUGGCCUCCAGCAAACUGAAAUCAGUAGCUGCUCUCAGCAUUUCAGCCAGGUCUCAGAUAACACAUCCAGGGGUCUUGAGGAACAUGGUUUAUCUCUGUCCUCUUCAGAUAUAUCUCUGCAACUUCAGGGCAGUACAAGCAGCACAACUCAGUUGGGCAAAUCAUUUUUCCAGUGGCAAGUGGAACAGGAAGAAAACAAAAUGGCCAACAUUUCUCAAGACCAGAUUCUUGCUAAAGAUUCUGAUGGUGACACAUUUCUCCACAUUGCAGUUGCCCAGGGACGACGGGCAGUUUCCUAUGUGCUGGCAAGAAAGAUGACAGCCCUGCAUAUGCUGGAUAUUAAAGAACACAAUGGCCAGAGUGCCCUGCAAGUAGCUGUGGCUGCAAAUCAACACCUUAUUGUCCAGGAUCUGGUUAGUCUUGGGGCACAAGUGAAUACUACAGAUUGUUGGGGUAGAACUCCACUGCAUGUGUGUGCUGAGAAGGGUCAUGCACAAGUCCUUCAGGCAAUCCAGAAAGGAGCCAUUGUAAGCAAUCAGUAUGUUGAUUUGGAGGGAACGAAUUAUGAGGGUUUGACAGCGUUGCACUGUGCAGUAGUGGUUCAUAAUGCCGUAGUACAUGAACUACAGGGGCAGCAGUCACCUCAUACUCCUGAAGUCCAGGAAUUAAGGUUGAAAAGCAAGAAGCUGGCAGAUACAAUCAAAUAUCUAAUUCAGAUGGGGGCCUCUGUUGAAGCCAGAGACCGUAAAAGUGGCCGUUCAGCCCUUCACCUAGCAGCUGAAGAAGCAAAUGUGGAACUCCUUCGACUGUUUUUAGAGCUCCCAAAUUGUCUGUCUUUUAUCAAUGCCAAGGCUUACAAUGGCAAUACUGCACUCCAUGUAGCUGCUAGUUUGCAGCAUCGAAUGACUCAGCUGGAUGCAGUUCGUUUGUUGAUGCGCAAAGGUGCUGAUCCAAGUGCCAGGAAUUUGGAAAAUGAGCAGCCAGUUCACUUGGUUCCUGAUAGCCCUGUUGGAGUUGAGAUAAGACGAAUCUUAAAAGGGAAGACAAGUCAGCAGAGAUCAUCAGUCUAUUAAGCUCCAUGAGUAAGAUGACCCAUACUCGCUGUCAGUUAGGCAGCCCCCAUGUAAAUGUAAAUAGACCAUUUGUCCAGUGGAGGCAAAUGUUUGUUGUUUCUAUGAAACAAGAAUAUUUUGUUCACUAUUAUAUAGUGGGUUAAUAACAAUUCUUCUUCACAGAUGAGACUAUUUUAUACCAAGCAUUCUGUAACAGUUUGAAUUAUUCCAUUAAGCAACUUAAGAAAUCAAGAACAAAACUGACAGUUACAGUCCUUCAUAUUUCUACCCAAAAGUAAUUUCUGUUCAGUGUACUGUACUGUUUAUUAGACUUUAUUGGAUUACCUUGACUUCGCAUCAGGGUAUAGCAAAUAUUAAGAAUAACAUAUAACAAGAGCAGACAUUUUUGCUGUGGCUUAUGAUAUAGAAUAUAGGUAUUAAGAAUACUAAAAAUUACUAAUAAUAGUCAUUUAUAUUUUAGCUUUUUCUUUUUAUGUAAUUAUGGUUAUUUUCAGUAGGUAUAGUUAAUUAAAUGUAUUAAAGUUUCUAAUAAUUUAAACCUUUUACAGUGGGGAAUUCUGUGUAGAAUUCUGUUAAGUUUUUAAAAGUUAUUAACAUAAUUGUUAAAUUGUUUUUGUGAAACACUUCAAAAUGAUUUAUAAAGAAACAUUGUCUAUAUGGUGAUUUCAUUGGUCACAGCAAUAAUUUAUGGAGAUUCAGAAAAAUAAUGCUGGCUUGUGUUCAUUCUUUUUCAAAUUAAUUAAUUCUUUCAAAUUAAUACUUCCUGAUUACAUACAAUUAUAAAUGUUUGUAACAAAAAUAUCAAAAGAAUUCAGUUAGAAUAAAUAAGCAAUAGUAUGACAGAUUCAAUUAGAGUCUCUAAAAAUGAACUGCAUUUGAUCAAAAUGAUGCUGAUUGCAUGAUAUAUAUAUAUACUUUUUGUCAUUUGUAAAAAAAAUUCUAAGGAUCAAAUAAAUUAGGACUACCUGUUAUAUUCUAAUAUUCUAUCAUGCUCAAGAGGAAUUGAAAAGGAAUAUGAAUGUCAAGAGGCAGUAUGAUUUGAAAUACUGGUUGUUUUAAAAGUUGUUGUAUACAUAUUUGCUUAUGACAGGAGUUCAAAAACUGAUUUUUGUGACUCUGGUUCCAAAGAUUUCAGUUCUUUUGUUUCUAAAAGGCAAACUACUUCACCAUUUAAAAACCCUGAAACAGUAUGAAAUCCAUCUAUUCUGACUCUGGAGAGUGGUCAAUACACCGCAUUAAGUGUGGUGUGAUCCUCAAAUUGAUAGAAGUCACAUAUCCCUAGUUUAUGAUACUCACAAAGACAUUUGGCUAAUGACAGAAAACUGAACUGAUGUUUGAUCGGAGUAGGAUUCUUCUACACUGACUCUGAUUCUCUCAUUUUGAAUCAAUAGAUGUAUGUCUCAGGGCUUUGCAAAAAAUUAAUUGCAUUAUAUUAUUUUACCUUAUAGGUAUAGUAGGUAGCUGGAUGUUAAUAUAUAAAAAAAUGUAAAACAUAUUAAAAUGUUUCAUUGUAGUAACUACUUUCAGAAUUGCAUUGCUUUUUUAAAAUUCUGUACAUACUGUUCUUGAAUCACUACCCUGAAUCAUAAAUUUUCCAUAAUUAAUCAGAUCAUAUUGUUUGAUCAAGUAUGUCUUGUAGACAAAUAAUAGGGAAAUUUAUAUUUGAUAUUUAGAGCUACAAAUAUAUCUUUUGAAA